This is a messenger RNA of Moneuplotes crassus, 1603 nucleotides long. Lineage: Eukaryota; Ciliophora; Spirotrichea; Euplotida; Euplotidae. The record is from the annotation of a GenBank genome assembly.
UCAAUAUGGUGGGUUUAGGAGGUUGUGGGUGUGAAUGGGCAUGGGCUUUGGUGAAAUGGGCGGCAUUGGUCUUCGCACUCGUGCUGUUGUAUGUUUUACAUGUCAUGGUCCUCAAGCCAUAUCUGUUCUACAGGAAGUACAAGCAGUACCCUAAUGUCAAGUCAAGAGAGUCCUUCUUGCCAAUCCUUGGGGAUAUUAAGGAGCAUGUGGAUUGAAUGAAGAACAAUGGAGCUCACUAUGUGUAUAUGAAAAAUAGAGCAGAUGAGUUCAAUAAGUAUGAUCUGAGAGCUAAGCUAGAUGGAGUAGACCCAAAUAUUAUGAUUCAAAGUAAUAAAGCUCUAGAAGAAUUUGUUAGCAUGCAAGGCACCAAAAUAGAUAAAAUAGAUACAACUGUUGGACCUUCUGCUGUAAUUUUAAAAUCGAUUAUCACCAACCAGUCUUCUCCAGAAGUAAUGAGAAGGAAGAAAAGCAUGCUCUCUUGGCUUGCUCUCAAUUCUGCUUCUCGUUAUAUUCUGGAUAUGAUCAAAUGAAUAGAAAGAGUUUGAAAUGAUAUGAAAAACAGAAAGGAAGCUGACUUGAUACACGAGAUGAAUGUGUUUACUUUCGAUGUGUUCUCAGACAUCCUGUUUGGCGAUGACGUCAAAGAGCUAGUUACGAAGCUAUAUCCAUAUGAGAACCCUGAUGGAACAACAGAGAUGAUCGAGCUUAGAGAAAUACUCAUUAGGUUACUAAAAGCUUAUAUGAAUCAUAUCUUUCAUCCUUUAUGCUAUGUGUUUACAUUUAUCAAAGAAAUGGGUCUUGUUAAUCCUUUUAAGAGAGAUACUAAGAAUAGAAAUACCUUCAAGAAAGCAAUCUUUGAUAUUGUCAAGAACUCAAAAGAGCAGAAGACUGCCUACCAUAUCUUCAAUGACCCUAUUGCUGAUGAAGAGACCAAGCUCGAUGAAGUCUGUGCGAUACUUGUUGCAGGAUCUGAGACCACAUCUCACUCCUUGGUGGCUUGCUGAUACUUUUUGAACAAAUAUCCAGACACUCUGAAGAAGUUGAGACAAGAACUCCAAGAGAAUGGACUUGGAAAAGGAGCUAACUUUGCUGAAGCUUGCACAAUGGAGAAGAUCCAGAGUCUGACAUACCUUAACUGCUGAGUAAAAGAGGCUUUAAGAUGUGAUAUUGUUUUAGCUCAAAGUUUUUCUUAUUCUCCUAAAGAAGAUAUCCAGAUAUGAAAUGUACCGAUCCCAAAGGGAACGCAAAUCAGAAUAGAUCUUGUAUCGAGUCAUUUUGAUAGCGACAAAUGGCUUGAUGAGUAUGAAUUCAUCCCUGAAAGACAUGACCUAGAGUCGGAGUACUUUGCUAAGCUUAAGCAAUCAGGGAAGAAGCCUGAAACUUACUCCCGUAGAUCCUUUAGCCAUGGCAUGAGGAAGUGUCCAGGGCAGACUUUUGCAAUGCUUGAGAUGAAGGUAGCCAUUGCUUAUAUUGUGACUCACUUGGAUCUGAAGUUCAAAGAGGAAGAUCUACAGAAUGAGAACAUUGGAUUCGGACUUGGAAGUCAUUUAUCUCCUAUUGUAGAGGUGCAAGAGCUUUAAGAUAUGAGCCUAUUCAAUCUGAA